Molecule: messenger RNA, 1624 nt
Organism: Nasonia vitripennis (jewel wasp)
Lineage: Eukaryota; Metazoa; Arthropoda; Insecta; Hymenoptera; Pteromalidae
Product: N-acetyltransferase 9-like protein
Exons: 7
Coding region: 944-1546 (200 amino acids)
Biological process (GO): protein acetylation
Molecular function (GO): N-acetyltransferase activity
Source: RefSeq, a predicted model, not a curated record
UACGUUGCGUUACUCUGCCUUCGACGGUAAACAAACAGAACCGUUGGCGAACGAUACAAGAAACCGGAACUUAUUAUACCAUUUAUUGUGAAAAAAAAAGAAUGGCCGAAAACUACUUUGACAAUAUUCGAACCGUUGGUGCUGGUCUAGAUCAAGGUAUUGCAAAAUUACAAGAAACAUGGAAAAUGCCUCAGCUUAUUCUGUGUAACCAGAAUGAAGAAGAUCAACAAACAGCAAGGAAGCUAAUUGAGAAUUUGAGAAAUGAGUUACAGCUUUUAAAGGUAACAAUAGAUGAAAACAAAGAAGCGGUCCAAUGCUUACGAGAAACGCAAACUCAGUUUCUUGAAGAAUCUACAAGAGCAAUUAAGUGUUUGAAGGAAGAGGUGGAUGAUAUUAAAGUUUUAUUUGCGGAAAAUGGAUACGUAGAGGACCCUGUGGAAGAUGAUCUCUCAAUUUUAAACAGUCAACUAGAAUCAUUAUUUGUAAAUGAUAGCAAUUCAUUCUUAAAAGACUCCAAUAAUAUAACAGAAUCAUCUGUUUGUGAUAAUGCUUCCAUGUGCGUAGCUGAGUCUUCAACAGCAUCUAAAGAGUCUUUUAACAUGGGAACUCCACCAAUAAAUCACAUUAUGCAUAAAAAACUCUUAUUGGGUGAUCAACCUACAGAACCACAUUAUUCACCUUACUAUUAUAAAAUGAUAAAAAAGCACUAAAUCUUUAAUACAUUAUAGGAUUGUACAUACAUUUUUUUAUUUUAUUACACUACGAAAUAUGUUAUUUAAUAAGUUUGUGAAACUCAAGUGCAGCAUAUAAAAGACUUUAGUGUUAACAACCCUGCCCAUGAUAAUACUCUCUGUCUAUUGUUUGCUAGUGAGUUGGGAAGUAAUUAGAUUAGAGCAUAAGUAUUUUUAAUAAAAAUUCGGCAGACUUAAAGAAAAUAUCCAAAAUGAAAAUAAAUAAAUCAACUCAAAUAAUUGGAGAGAAUGUAAUUCUUGUUCCUUAUAAGAAGCACCAUGUUUUGAGAUAUCAUGAAUGGAUGAAAUCAGAAGAACUUCAACAUCUCACUGCCUCUGAACCACUAAGUUUAGAAGAUGAGUAUAAAAUGCAGCAAAGCUGGUUUGAAGAUUCAGACAAAUGCACAUUUAUAAUUUUAAGCAAGUCAUUGUUCGAAAGCACUGGGAAUGAAAUAGAAGCUAUGAUUGGAGAUACAAACUUAUUUCUAAAUGACCCAGAUGAUAAAGAAUGUGCAGAGAUUGAAAUCAUGAUAGCAGAAACUACAGAUCGAGGCAAAGGAUUUGGAUUGGAAUCAGUUUAUCUCAUGCUCCAAUAUGGAAUAGAAAAAUUGGAUAUUAAAAAAUAUUCUGCUAAAAUCUCCAUGGACAAUCAGAAAAGUAUAAGUAUGUUUACGAAAUUAGGAUUUAAAGAGAUUUCCAGAAGCGAAGUAUUUCAAGAAAUCACGUUAGAAAGAAUUGUCGAUAAUGAAUGGAGGGACUGGCUCAAGUCUAGAACGUUGCACGCGAUAAUUAACGAAAAUUAUGAACUGAACUGAUUAUAAUAAGACUGUACUCAUGUGAAAUAAUUUUUUUUUAUAAUAAAAACAUCAUUUAUAAUCUUAAACAAAAUAAAA